AUGCUGCUAACAAGACAUGUUAAAAUUAUAUUCGCACAAAUUGGAGCACAAAUUGGCAGAGUAUCGUUGACAGGCACUUUGCACUUUCCACCAUGUGGCACAUUGAAAUCUCAGUCGUAUUCUACACCCAGAGCUAGAAAUAUCGGUGUUGUCUGUAUCGAAAACAUGUCCUAUGGCGUCGGAAUCCUCGGCAGGGCUGAUAUCGCUUCCGUUUUUCCUCCAGUUUCUACGGGCGGCCUGUCGGCGCAACACCGCCAAACUGUCGUGCCAACAGUUGCUCUGGCAUCGCUUGGGCUGGUUGCUGUGCCGGCUCGGCGGAUCACGGGAGGGUCGGCAAAACCGUCCCAAAACGGCAAAGCGGCGUGCAAAGUCUCCGAGGGCACCUUAAGCCAGCCUCAACCUCUUCUUCCCCGUCCCUUUCCUUUUCUCUCCUCUCUUCCGGCAAGCUGCCUUCUUCCAUCUCUCACUCCCCCCUCCCAUCCCCUCGCUCUUAAACACCGUCAGCAUGUUCAAGAGGUGAGUAAGACACUCAAUGCCUCCCCAUUCCCCUGCUUUUGGCCUCCCCUGCCGUCUACUGACUACUGUUUCUGCUCCAGCGGCCUCGCCCGGACCCUCGGGAGGGCUGCCUUUGCCCGACCUACCCCUGUUGCUCGACGCGCCUUCGAGCCUCUCCGAUCCAAUGCCCUGUCUGCGCUCUCUGCCCGGUACGCCAGCACUGAGGCUGGUCGCGUCGGCAAAAUCCACCAGGUCAUCGGUGCCGUCGUCGACGUGAAAUUCGACACUGAGCAGCUUCCUCCGAUUCUGAACGCCCUGGAGACCGACAACAAUGGCCAGAAGCUCGUGCUGGAGGUUGCCCAACACUUGGGUGAGAAUGUCGUCCGUACGAUUGCUAUGGACGGUACCGAGGGUCUCACCCGUGGUCAGCCUGCCACCGACACUGGCGCUCCUAUCAAGGUCCCCGUCGGCCCUGGUACCCUUGGUCGUAUCCUGAACGUCACUGGUGACCCCAUUGACGAGCGUGGUCCUGUCAAGGCUACCAAGUACGCUCCUAUCCACGCCGACCCGCCGUCGUUCUCUGAGCAGUCGACCGCUGCCGAGAUUCUGGUGACCGGUAUCAAGGUCGUCGACCUGCUUGCUCCCUACGCCCGUGGUGGAAAGAUUGGUCUCUUCGGUGGUGCCGGUGUCGGUAAGACCGUGUUCAUUCAGGAGCUGAUUAACAACAUCGCCAAGGCCCACGGUGGUUACUCUGUGUUCACUGGUGUCGGUGAGCGUACCCGUGAGGGUAACGACCUGUACCACGAAAUGCAGCAGACCGGUGUCAUUCAGCUCGAGGGUGACUCCAAGGUCGCGCUGGUGUUCGGUCAGAUGAACGAGCCCCCGGGUGCUCGUGCCCGUGUUGCCCUGACUGGUCUGACCAUUGCCGAGUACUUCCGUGACGAGGAGGGCCAGGACGUGCUUCUCUUCAUUGACAACAUCUUCCGUUUCACCCAGGCCGGUUCCGAAGUGUCUGCCCUGCUGGGUCGUAUUCCCUCUGCCGUCGGUUACCAGCCCACCCUGGCCGUCGACAUGGGUGCCAUGCAGGAGCGUAUCACCACCACCACCAAGGGCUCCAUCACUUCCGUCCAGGCCGUCUACGUGCCUGCUGACGACUUGACUGACCCUGCCCCUGCCACGACCUUCGCCCACUUGGACGCCACGACUGUGUUGUCUCGUGGUAUCUCUGAGCUGGGUAUCUACCCUGCUGUCGACCCGCUCGACUCCAAGUCUCGUAUGCUUGACCCGCGUAUCGUCGGUCAGGAGCACUACGAGGUGGCCACCCGUGUCCAGCAGAUGCUUCAGGAGUACAAGUCCCUCCAGGAUAUCAUUGCCAUUCUGGGUAUGGACGAACUGUCUGAGGCCGACAAGCUCACCGUCGAGCGUGCCCGUAAGCUGCAGCGUUUCCUGAGCCAGCCUUUCACUGUUGCCGAGGUCUUCACGGGUAUUGAGGGCAAGCUCGUCGACCUGAAGGACACGAUCCGCAGCUUCAAGGCCAUCAUCAACGGCGAGUGUGAUGACCUUCCUGAGGCUGCCUUCUACAUGGUUGGUGACAUUGACUCGGCCCGUGCCAAGGGAAAGGAGCUUAACCCGGCGGAAGUGGGUGAACCGGACCAAGCUAAGCUACUUUCUCCCGCGGCCGUUGAUUGCUGUACUGAAUUCCCACAAUAUGAUUUCCCUCAAUAUGAUCUGAUGUGUAGAUGGAUGGAUCAGCUGUCAAUGUGUAGUCUCCUGACUGGUAGAGAUAUCAGAUCUGACAAGGACAAGCUAUGUUCCUUGUUUCCCUCUUCCAUUCGUCUGUCCGUACUUGUGAGGGUGGUCGUUAUGGACUGGAUUGUUGGUUUGGAAGUUGAACUGUGUAUGUAUAUUUUUUAUUCGAGGUUAUGUGCUAGGCACUUUGUCGGCUACACUGCAGUCAGUGCAGUCAGACUGCUGAGACGAGAUCCUGUUCAUAAGCUGGACAUAUAUACAAUGCAUACAUCACACUCGUCCCUCUUUUUUUCCCCCUCCGUUUCAUUUCCUUUCUUUCCAAGUAAGCAACUAAAUUCUGGCAUGCUAUGGCUGAGUCGCUGGCCAGUGAAUAAUCAAAUCGCGUGCGUGGGCUGGGCUUGCUUGGACUCCCUCGGUGAUGCUCUCGUUGAUUUCGAGAUGAGUGAGAUUCUUCGAUUGAUCGAUCUGGGUCUGGAGAUGGAUCAGGAUAUGGAUCUGGUACAGACCAUCAAUGGUUCUGCAGUACAUACAAGGCUCGUGGGCAUCCUGUCUCCAACUACCAACUCAGUAAAACUGGUACUGUACCUACGGGCUGGUCCAGGCCUGGUACAAAUGGAGGUGGAAGACAGAAACGGAAACGAUUACCAGUUCCAAUAUCAAUAUCAAGGCCAGGCGCUGUAUGCCACGGAGCGAUGGUUCUCUCUGCCUGACAUGCAUUUACCUAGACGGGAAGGUGACAGCACAUCUCCUCCUCAGAGCCAUGCUAUGGACUUGAUCCGUCGACUAGGUACUCGAUUGAUGCAUGCAUUUACUACCAGGUUUGGUUCUCGUCGUGUGAUGCUGUUUCCAUUUGUUAACUUCUGUAUCGCAGGGCAACGGCAGCAGUUGAUCGACGUCCAAAAACAGACCUUUCCAGCGCCAGCACAGCUCCAACCAGCAGCAUCAGCAACAGAAUCAACCGCACCACCAACGCCGACAGUGCCGACAGCGCUAACGUCUGGAGCAUCAAUCAAACUCCAGAACCGGGACGAGCUGACUAACUGCCGGCUAAUUGAUAGCCAAAGCAUUCAUUCAUUCGUCAAGGCCGUCGAGCCGAAGAAGCAAGCGCGAUAUCUGUACAACGGGGGGAAGAAGAAGAAGACAGGGCCCGAUGGGAGCGGGACUGGGACUAAGGGCGAUCCAGAGCAGACCAAGCCGGCAUGGUGGCUGACAGGGCAGGGAAAGAGUCCGUCUCCUGGUACACAUCCUUCGCGCAACGUCACUGUCGACCGACCUGCUACAAGAGGCCACGCGCAGUGUGCAACGACGAGUUGUGCCAGUCGAGAGAUUGGAGAUUCUAAACGAGAUAUUCUCUUCCGCGUGCGGAGGGCGGAGGAGCGGUACGAGAAUGGCGAAAUUGACAGAUCGACAGAGGUCCUUGUCAUGGAUCGACUCGACUGUGGAAAAUCAGCUCCUGCUCCUGCUCCAGUCUCAGUCUCGGCCAGAGUCAGACUCACGGUCGUGGUCAUGCAGAUGACGAGUCCCGGCCGUCGAUGGCGUAGCAGCAGCAGCAACCGCCACUACAAGAACUACAACUACAACUACAGUAGAGGAGACUUGACUUGCGUAGUCUCUCUCCAUCAGGUCCUUUCUCCCAGACGUCUGUCUCGUCAGGACUAA
Rasamsonia emersonii CBS 393.64 is the source of this 3903-nucleotide messenger RNA. RefSeq names its product ATP synthase subunit beta. Bases 1 to 3903 code for a protein of 1300 amino acids. Gene Ontology annotation, molecular function: ATP hydrolysis activity; proton-transporting ATP synthase activity, rotational mechanism; ATP binding. Gene Ontology annotation, biological process: proton transmembrane transport; proton motive force-driven mitochondrial ATP synthesis. The transcript is spliced from 31 exons. Lineage: Eukaryota; Fungi; Ascomycota; Eurotiomycetes; Eurotiales; Trichocomaceae. The record is from RefSeq and is a predicted model, not a curated record.